AUGAAAGUGUGUAUUUAUUUAAAAAUAGUAACACUUUUAUAGCUAUCCUUUUCGUUAUUAGCAUGCCCAACUGGUUGUAAUGUAUGCAACAGUUAAAAUAUCUGCCAGUAGUGUGAGCAAAAUUUUUAAUUAGACUAAAAUUCAGGCGUUUGUAUAUUCUAAGGUUGCCAACCAUAAUUAUACUUUUAAGAUAAAAGUAAUAAUUAGCAAGGUGUUUGCUAAGCUAUUUGCGAUUAAGGAUACCAAGGUGAUAAUUAAACAAAUCUAUGCGUCAGUCUGAAUCAAUGCUCUCUAACGUAUAGCGCAUAAACAGGAAUUAGUAAAGUGAAUGAAGCAAUUAAGUAGAUAUUACCCUACUAAGAUGAUUAUUUUAUCAUAGUAUACUCAUCAUAUAUCAGCAUGCAGCUUAAAUCAACAGGGGUUUUUAUGCAAAGUAUUCCUUUCUAGCAGAAUAUUGAAUAUGUAGAAUAUUUUCAAGGUAACUUUUACAUAUUUUAAAAUGAUAACAAAGUUGCAAAAUGGAAUUUAUAGAAUAACAGCACUCAAUUAUUUAGCUAUGCCUUAUAAGGAAAUUUAGAUUAGAGCACACAAAUAAUUUAACUUAACAAAUAAUAUGCUAUUGUUAUUACUUUUGAAAGAAAAAAGUCAAAAAUCUAUGGCAGUUUAUUACUUGAUUUAAUAGAGUAAAAAUUUGUUUAAUACUCUUCAGUUAUUUAAUUAACUCAAUAAAGUUUUGAAUAAUAUUAUUUUUUUAACGAUUUAAUUUAUAUUUCUUCACCUUCUGGAAUUCAAAUGCUAUAAUUUUUUAUAGAUAAGGAUAAUAAUUUGAAUACACAGAGUUAUUCAAACUAAAAUUUGUGCCAAAAUUUAAAUUCAGUCAGCAUUUAACAAGCAUUAUCCCUAAAUAAUUUGUAAAACAUUUUAAUAUUGAGCAAGCAAGCGCUUUAUCUGGUUUUAGAUUAAAAUUCUUGCUAAGUAUUUUCUAUUCCUUAGCCAUGUGCUUAAAUUAAAAUGGUGCCUUCUUCAACAUCAUAACCAUAAAAUUUCUACUUUUUAUAGCUUUAGACAAUGAUUCUCGUUUUGGAUAGUAAGUAAACCGAAAUUGCAUAAAUAAUAAUCUAAAAAAAUAUUAUUGAUUUUCUUUUAAUAACUACUUCUAGUUAAAAUGUGAUUUUAUCCAUCCUUGAUAAUUCAUCUGAUCUGAGUUUUUUUAAUUUCAAUCUGAUUAAAUUUGAAAAUCAGUUAGUAUAUUAAAAAUAAUUGAAUAAUUUCAAUCCCACUAGUCUAAAUCUUAUAAAUUAACUUAUUGAUAGUAAUAAUUAGCCAAUUCAAAUUUAAUUAAUUGCUUAUUCAAAGUAAUUAUAGUCCAUAACAUUGAACAUAACUAAUCAAAACUCUUUAACUAUAACAAAUCAGUACUACUUAAAGCCAUUUUAAAGAAAAUUUAUUGAUAUGUAAUCAGGCAUCUAGUCAAUGGAUACAAAUGAUUCUAAUAAUCUUAUAACUUCAUGCUCAAGUAAUGGGUAAAUCAUGACAUGGAGCUACUCAACAAUAACAAAACCUUAGCUCAUCGAUUAAACUUUCAUAAAGAAUCAAGGCUUAUGCUAAACAGUAUCAUAUCUAGUAAACAAUUAUGUUUUGAUACUAUUCUAAAAUAGCAUUAUAGCUUUUGAUGUUGUUUUUUCUAAAAUUUUGUAUACUUGGAGUUUCACUAAUACACAAUCAAAAAUGAAAAACAAAUUUAUAUUGCCAUUAAAUGGCAAUUCAUAUCUCUUAUAUGAUUCUUGCUUUAAAGCUUUUGAUCAAAAUUUUUCGCUGAUAUUUUAAGACUGUAGUUCAUUCUUUGAUGAUGUUAUAAUGAAAGCAGUUUUAGAUCUUAGUAUGAAUUUAGUUGUUUAAAAAGCGAACUCUUUUACAGUUUACUAAUUAUAAAAUAACUAAUUAAAUCUUCUGGCCUCAUAUCCCAGCAUACCUCAAAUCUAAAUUUGGAAGAUAAGAAAUUUCCCAUAAAAAUAUCAAUAAGCAAACAAUAUCAUUUUCGAGAUAGUUGCAUUUUUUUCUGAUUAAUCAUUUACAAUAUUUACAGAAAAAUUAAUUCCAAUAAUAACAUACCAAAACGUCUUUCUCUCAGCAGCUGUUGAUAUAAGUUUUAUGAAUAAUGACCCGGACGACAAUUUAUAUGUUGUUGGAGGAAAAAAUAGCUAAAAAGGUUCUUCAUUUCCAUACCAAUCCUUCGGCUUAUUCAAGAACUACACAAAUAUGUUUUCAGUUGCUUAACAAAGUGGUUUAAGUAAAAUAUUUCCUCUCUAUAAAAGUGUAAACUAAAAUAACAAUAACAUUGGCUAUAGUAUCUAAUCAGUUGUCCUUUUGAGCUAUUGUACUGUUGUAGCUACCUUUCAUUACAACAUGCAGACUUAAAAUAAUUUUUAUUAUGCAAAUUAAAUAGACUAUAAUAUAUUUAUGAACUCUUUCUCGUUAGUCAAAUAAGAUUAAUUUUUCAUAUUUGGCGAUACAGCGGGUUUAAUGACAGUUGACGCAACAAGAAGAUAAAAAUAUACUAAUGUUUAUAAUAUAAGCCCAAAUGAAAUAUAAUCAAAGGAUUUUAUUAAAGGAGUGUAUUAAAGUUAAGUGCUACAAAAAUACUUUAUUAUAAAAUCCAAUAUUUAAGUGUACAGACUGUUAACCAAUGAGUUUAUUGAAGUAUUAGAAGUUAAGAAGGAUCCUAACUAAUCUAUUUAAUAUUUCAUGAUAGUAGAAUAGUAAAAUUCUAUCAUUUCCUUAAAAUAAAAUGUAUUAUUUGUUAAGAAUUACUAGACAAAUUAAAUCUACUAUUUCAACAGUUUCUCUACAAUUACUAAUUAUUUGGUAGCUAAUGAUAUUAUUUAUGUAUAUGGAUCAACUAUUUCUAUCUUACUUUUUGAUUUGACAUAAAAAUGUACUUUAAAAGAUCUAACUGAUAACACUAUCGUUCAGUAGUGUUCAUUAAGCUCGAUAGGAUUAGUUUGCAAAAAAGCUUCAGGAAAUCUCAAUGUUUUUGAUGGGUAGAAUCUUAGCCCUAUAAUUAAUUUAUCAUAGCGCUUCUUAGAUAAUAACUAUAAGUUUGUAAUAGAUAACACAUAUUAAAGAAUAAUAAUGUAUUCUUCUAAUAUUGAGGUAUACAGCUUAACUGGAAAUUUUCAAAUGUACGUUUCCUCUGUCAAUUUAGUAAUUUAAGAUAUCCAGAUAUAUACCAAUGAUAUCGCUAUCAUGUCUGCAAGUAUAUUUAUCUAUGAUAGAAAAACUUUAUAAUACAGAGGAGUGAUUCUUAGUCCAGGAGGGGCAGCUAUUUUAAAUAUGGGAUAUAUCCCUGAAUUAAAUUAGAUAAUAUUUUAUACAUCUUCUACAAGAUAUGCUUAGCUCUUUACUAUUAGCUUAGACAAUUUGCUUACAGUUAUGUAAUACAAAAAUUCUUUAACAUAAAAUAAUCCAUCAUUAGUUUCAGGUUAUGCCUAUGAUAAAGAUUAAAAUCUAAUCCUUUUUUUAGAUACAUAAGGAAGUUUCUAAGCUUUAGAUUACCUGGGUUAGGUUAUUUAAAGAGCGGCUUUUAAGUUUGCUGAAUAUGACUAAUACUCAGCGUAUUCCUUUGUUGGGUUUUCAUUAGAUUUUUAAAAUAAUAACAUGUUGAUAUAUUCUUAAACUUAAGUUUUUUAUCUUUGCCUUGCUGAUUUUUUGAAUUAAGCAAUUUAAUUUAGAACUAACAAGAAAUAACUAUUUGCUUAAAUUGCAGAUAAAAGUUAUUAUGGUUAAGGUUCAAAUAGCAUUGCCUUUUUAACAGCAGGAGAUUUAGGUAUCCUUUACAAGUACUAAAAUUCUUUAUUUGAAUACUUUUACUAAGUUAAUGAAGAAAUUCAAAGCAUAAUAUAUAAUUCAAACAUCAAAACAUUGAUAAUUGCUCUUUCUCAGUCAUUUAUUAUUUUUAAUUAAUUUGAUUAAGCAUCUAUGAGCAAUUUUAAUCAAUUUUAAAAUCAAUAAAAGAUAAUUUCUUUAAAUAGUCUUUUUUCUUAAUUCAUUUGUGAAGAUAUAUAUAUGACUAAAGAUAGAUUGAUAAACCACUAUGAUUUUGUUAAUUAAGUUACUCUUGGUAACAUACAAUUUAAAGACCCUUAAUCCUUAAUAAUCUAAAAAAUAUGCUCUAAUGUUACCCCAAAUGUAUAUUUGGGUUUAAAUAAUGGAGAUGUUAUCAUAUACAACAGAAAUACCUAUUAGUAAUCUACUAUCAGCAUAGUAACCAAAUAAUAAGGAUAGUAGUAUUCUAGCUUAGAAAUAGGAUUUUUAAAAGAAACAUCCACAUAUUUAUGGGUUUGCUUUAGUAAUUCACAAGGAAUUUUUAGAAUCAAUCUUUAGAAUUAAAAUUUCGAAUAAAUCAUUUAAUUUGACUCUCUGAAUUCUUAUAGGCCAUUCAAAUAGUUAAACGUUAUGCUUUUUGAUGUUGAUGAAUAAAACACUAGGAUAUUUUUAAAUUUCUUGGGAGAAAAACUUCUUAGAGUGUUUGAUUUUUCUGGUAAGUUUAUCUAAUAGCUUUCUUUACCAGACAUAAUGUAUAACACUCUACAAAUUAAUUAGUCUCAUUUGCUAGUUUAUAAUAUCUUUCAUGUCAUGAUAUAUGAAAGAAAUACUCUUAAAUACAUCUAAAGAGUAAGAAGAAACAAUCGUGUUGACAUUUUAGUUGAUGUAAUAGAAAUAAAUAGUUAAUACUUAGUCCUUUUAAGUUAAGAUAAAUAUGAAAUAUUUUAAAUAAUGCAAAAUUCGAUUGAAGCUAUUUUAAUGGAUCAAGUGGUUUUGUAAGAUCCGAUAUUUAUGGCUUAUGCAAUAAGCAGUGGAGAUAAUAGUAUUACAGAUUAAAUCAUGUAAAUUUUGUUAUUCUCAUCGGAUCAAAUAACCGAAAAGAAAUAUAACCUAAAUUAUGAGAGCAAUUAAAAUUUCAAUAAAAUUUGUAGUAUGCAAGUUUCUGUUAGUCAAUUUUAUGAUAUUUCAUUUUCGAUGAGCAAAAUCAAGCCUGUGUCAUAUCCUGACUCAACUUAGGCUUCUAUGAUUCCAGUAGCAGACUCAAGUUUAAACAAUUAUUGGAAUAUUCAAUUAAGUGGAAAUGAUUUAAGGAGUAUUAAUUUCCAAAGCACUCUUAAUAGUUUUACUCAAGUCUGUCCUGUAAAAGAUUCUUAAAUGUCAAAUAGUUAAACAUUUUAUCCUCUUCAAAUAUAUUAAGAUUCAUUUAUGGCAUAUACAAAACAAGUUGUACAAAUAAGAGAUUUCAGUUUCAACUUCUCAGACAAUUUAUCAUCUAUUAGUUUUUUCAAUAGUUCUACAAAUAUAAUUUUUGAAAAUAUUUAAAUUAAAAAUUAAGCUAUUGGCAAUAUUACAUUUUAAUUUUCUAACAUGAAUCGCGUUACUCUUAACUAAAUUAAUUUGAGUAAUCUACAAAGGAAAUACAAUUAAAAUAGUACUCGAGCUUAAUGGUUCUUCGCCUUUUAAAAUGUGAACGAAGUCAAUAUCUAUAAUUUAAUCUUAGAUAAUAGCAACUUGGAGAGCUUGAGCUUUAAUGGUUUGAUAUCAGCGUUUAAUGUUAAAAACAUUACAAUUUCGAACUUGACUGUUUAAAACUCAAAUAUUUAUGCUUUAAUUGAUAUCUAUAAAGUUUAAAAUUUUGAAAUUCAUAAUUUAUAGAUAAUCAAUUGUAAAUAAGCUUCAAACGAUUAGAACAGAUAUGUCCUAAGUAUCACAGGAGUAACAAGCUCAAUUCUUUCAAAAGUAUUAAUUACUUAGAAUUCUAAUUUACAAUUUAUUUAUGCAACGAACAAAUUUAGAGAUAAUGGAAUCUCAUAUUUUCUUGAGACUGAUAACUUAAAUGUCAAUAACUUAAAUAUUACAUCAAAUUUAAUAUCUUCCUCCAAUAGUUUAUCUUUAGUUUCUGUUUAAAGCUCAUUUUGCACAUUUAAUAGUGUCACUUACUAAAAUAACUAAGGAAAUUUUUUGAUAACAUUAUCUUAAAGCUUAUUAAUUUAAAACAGCUUGUUUUAAUAUAAUUAAUGCUUAAACGGGGGAGCACUUUCUAUAAGUGAAAGCUCUAACUAAAUAUAAAUACACAAUAGUACUUUUUAAUUUAAUUAAGCUUUUGCUAGUGGCGGGGCUAUUUAUUUCGAAAAUGUUGGAGCAUAAAUAUAAAUGGAUAGAUUAGUUAAAAUAACUUAAAAUUAAGCUUUAAUAGGUGGAGGAGUUAGACUUUACAAUAAUUAGCCAAAUCUGCCUUAAUAACUUAAUUUUAAUUACAAAGCCAUUAUAUUUGAUAAUAAUGCAUAACUCUAUGGAAAAAACGUAGGAAUUUUCUUACAAAAUACAAUCGUCGGAGUUAUUCAAAGUAAUUUAACUUAGGCUACUGAUAGCAGCUCUACUGAAUCAACUAUAGUAGACUAUCUUAUCAUUUAAAACUAAGAUAUGAGUAUAUCUGAUUAACAGAAAUAUUAAUAAAUACUUAAAGUAUUUAAUUUUAAAAGCGGUGGUAUGCUAAAUCUUCUUGUGAAAUUAGUUGAUUCUGAAGGUACAUUUAUGAAAUUUUCUGCCUAAAAAUAUUAAUCUCAACAAUACCCUGAUACAAUCUAAACUGAAUUGAGCUAGAUAAAUUUCAAAAUACAAACAAUUACAAAUAAUUAAGAAGUAUUGAUUAAUGGAAGAAAUAUUAUUACCUCCUCAGAUUUUGAUGAUAUUUAAAAUCAAUUUAUAUUUUCUUAAAUUUAAAUUUCAAGCAUGCCAAAUUAGACAACAAGUUUAUAAAUUGUGCCUACUUAUACACCUGAUAAUAUAAAUGUACUCCCUACUUAAAUGGAGUUAAAUAUGAGAAUUUGCUAUCCCGGUGAAGUAGUUAAACAGAUAUAAAAUAAUCUAUACACAUGUUAUUCUUGCCCUAUAGGAUAAUAUUCGUUGUCAGAUCCUACAAAGGAUCAAUUUUGGUAGGAUAAUAUAUAGAAGACUAGCGAUAGUCAUUCAAAUGACCAAUCAUAAGCUUAUUAAUCUGAAUGCUAAAAGUGCCCAGAGUCAGCUCUUGAAUGCUAAAACAACACAAUAAUUUUAAAAACAGGUUACUGGAGAACUAAUAAAAUAUCUACUGAUAUUGUAGAGUGCUCUACCUAAUUUAAUGCUUGUGACGAAUAAGAUAGUACAAAUAAAUAAGGUUGUCUGAGAGGUUAUAUGGGUCCUAUCUGUAAAGUAUGUGAUAUAGGUGGUUAGAUAUGGGAAGGUGAAAGAUUUUCCACAUCUUACACAAACUAAAUGAAAUGUGAUGUAUGCAGCGAUGAAAGCUAUCAAAUUUUUUUUACCAUAUUAGCAAUAGUUAUCUUAAUAAUUUAUUUCAUUUUCAGCACUUUAAUGUUUUUUAAUUCUUUUGUUCACUCUUGCCUCUGCUAUUACAUUAGAAUAUUAAAAAUUAUACCUAUCUCAAGAUAUUCUAUCUUAGAUUAGUCAAGUUUUUACAUGAAGAUAUUAGUUAAUUAUAUUUAAAUAUCUUCUGUUUUGAAUUCUUAGCAGGUGAGCUUUUUCCCAAGUUUCCUCUUUUCUGUUACAAACUAUGCUGCUGAUCCAAAUUCAUAAGUGAUAGUAAGUGUUAAUUGCUUAUUUAGCAAACACUUAAUCUAAUUAUAUGGUUAAGCUCACAUUAUAUAAGUGUUGCAAGCAUUUUUACCUUUAGGAUUAUUUUUUGUUUCACUAUUAAUCAUAGCUUUCUGUGAAAAAUUAAAGCUCUUUGGUGUGAAAAGGUUCCACAAAUUCACUCUCAUUAAUUUUAUUUUUAUAUUUUUUUAGCCUGAUUAAAUAAAUUUCUUUUCCAAGCAGCUAAAUUGUACUCAAAUAGGGUCUGAAUUAUAUGUUACUUCUGAUUUGACUAUAAAAUGUAAUGAUCCUAACUAUACAUCAUUCACAUUUCCCCUAUCUAUUCCUUUAAUAAUAAUUUGGAGUUUGUUCCCAUUUAUAAUAUUUAAGUGUUUAUAGAAACGAUCUUCUAAACUUUUUUCCUGCUUUACCCUUUAUUAUUUUGGAUAUUACUAUUAAGAAUACUAUGAAAAGCGCUAUUAUUGGGAAUUUAUAAGAAUUUACUUAAGGGUUAUAAUUGUUGUUGCUUUUACACUCACCUCACAAUAUCAAUUUAUUAGCUACUAAGUUGUAGUUUUCAUACUGUUCAUUUAUAUUAAAAUUACUAUAUACUUUAAUCCUAUAAGAAAUCGUAUUUUGUAAAGGUUUGACUUUUACUGCUACUUUAUUAUCAUGGUGAAUUCUUUGUUAUCGACAAUAAAUAUCCAAAUGAACUCAUAUGCAAUCAAAGGACUGAUAUAUUGUCUGCACUUUAUGUUCAUAUUUAAAAUUAUUCUAGCAAUUGCUUUUUUCAAAUUAAGUAAUCCUUUAACUUAUGUUGGUAGGACGUUUAGUAAGAUUCUUUUUUAUAUCCUACCUAGUUCUAUCUGUAAAAAAUAUUUAAAAACACAAAAUACAAAAUGGAAAACUUUCAUUCAUUGGAGGAAAUUGCAAAAAAAUUUAAAUAUUUUAGUGAAGAUGAAAGCUUUUUAAAAAGUUACAAACGAAAAUCCCUAACUACUUUUAAGCUCUGUUAACUUAUUAAAUUCUACCCAAUAACAAAACCGAAAGAAAAGUGAUUUAAUGAAGGUAAAUCUUUUGAGUAAUUAUGUUUCUUCACUAUUAGAAACACCAAAAUCUAGAGAUUCAAAUAUUGAAAUAAAUUCUGCUAGGCUGUAAUAAGCACAGAGUGAAGAAUAGAAAAUUAACGAAGCUAAAAAUAAUGCUAAAAGUAUUUUUGGACUUUAAUACUAAGAAGAAUGUAAUUCUCCAAUAGAUGAAUAAGAUUAAUCAUCACCUUUUAGUCAAAACAAAAACUUAAGAAAGACUUUAGAAAUAAAUUAUGAAACCUAAUUCAAGCUUUUAGAUAGUAUCAAAAUGAAAUAAAAGAAAGUUAAAGAAUCAUAAUGA
This is a messenger RNA of Tetrahymena thermophila SB210, 9003 nucleotides long. RefSeq names its product transmembrane protein, putative. The record is from RefSeq and is a predicted model, not a curated record. The transcript has 4 exons. Lineage: Eukaryota; Ciliophora; Oligohymenophorea; Hymenostomatida; Tetrahymenidae.